Molecule: messenger RNA, 3835 nt
Organism: Nycticebus coucang (slow loris)
Lineage: Eukaryota; Metazoa; Chordata; Mammalia; Primates; Lorisidae
Gene: ACBD5
Product: acyl-CoA binding domain containing 5
Exons: 14
Coding region: 313-1917 (534 amino acids)
Biological process (GO): autophagy of peroxisome; fatty acid metabolic process
Cellular component (GO): peroxisome
Molecular function (GO): fatty-acyl-CoA binding
Source: RefSeq, a predicted model, not a curated record
CCCCAAGCCCAUUCUUUUAUUAAAUCGCUGAAAGUGGGCUGUGCCCAGCACCCUGGGGAUCGAUGGAAGGAGUGUUGGAGGGGAAAGUGCCCACCCUCCUGGCCCGGUAGUAGCGGGCGACCUCCCAUCUCCUUUGGUUGCGCUUGGACGUCCUUGGCUCGGAACCGCUAAAGUUGCCAAGACCUGUGGGCCACGGACUGCUAAGCACCUCCAUCCGACAUCCUUAAUCCUUUCUUUCAUCCUUUGGACUGGUAGAGCGAUCGUCACGCUAAAGGAGAGGAUUAGUGACUUGCCCUAGGUCGCAGAACAUAAAUGGAAGAACCGAAGUUUCAUGCAGGCUCCUGGGAAAGCUGGUGCUGCUGCUGCCUGAUUCCCGCCGACAGACCUUGGGACCGGGGCCGGCGCUGGCAGCUGGAGAUGGCGGACACGAGAUCCGUGCACGAAACCAGGUUUCAGGCGGCCGUGAAGGUGAUCCAGAGUUUGCCGAAAAAUGGUUCAUUCCAGCCAACAAAUGAAAUGAUGCUUAAGUUCUAUAGCUUCUAUAAACAGGCAACUGAAGGACCCUGUAAACUUUCAAGACCUGCUUUCUGGGAUCCUAUUGGAAGAUAUAAAUGGGAUGCUUGGAAUUCAUUGGGUGAUAUGACCAAAGAGGAAGCCAUGAUUGCAUAUGUUGAAGAAAUGAAAAAGAUAAUUGAGACUAUGCCAAUGACCGAGAAAGUUGAAGAAUUGCUGCGCGUCAUAGGUCCAUUUUAUGAAAUUGUAGAAGACAAAAAGAGUGGCAGGAGUUCUGAUGUAACCUCAGUCCGACUGGAGAGAAUCUCUAAAUAUUUAGAAGAUCUUGGUAAUGUUCUGACUUCUACUCCAAAUGCCAAAACUGUUAAUGGAAAAGCUGAAAGCAGUGAUAGUGGAGCUGAGUCUGAGGAAGAAGAGGCCCAAGAAGAAGUAAAAGGAGCCGAACAAAGUGAUUAUGAUAAGAAAAUGAUGAAGAAAUCAGCAGAUCAUAAGAAUUUGGAAAUCAUUGUCACUAAUGGCUAUGAUAAAGAUGGCUUUGAUCAGGAUAUACAGAGUGACACUCAGGCCAGUUCUUCCCUGAAUGGCACAAGCACUGAAGAAGAAAAACCUGCUGACCAAAACUUGGAGCAAACUGGAAAAACUGCUGUCUGCAUCCAACAGGAUAUAAAUGAUGAUCAUGUUGAAGAUAUUACAGGAAUUCAGCAUUUGACAAGUGAUUCAGACAGUGAAGUUUACUGUGAUUCUAUGGAGCAAUUUGGACAAGAAGAGUCUUUAGAGAACUUCACAUUAAACAAUGGACCAUUUCAAUGUUACUUGGGAGAUGAUCGCAGUCAGCCCAUAGAAAAUUCUGGUUUUUCUGAAGAUGUUCAAGUACCUCCUGGAAACGGUAAUAUUGGGAAUAUGCAGGUGGUAGCAGUUGAAGGGAAAGGUGAAGUAAAGCAUGGUGGUGAAGAUGGCAGAAACAACAGUGGAGCACCUCACCGAGAGAAGCGAGGGGGAGAAAGUGAGGAACUCUCUAACGUCAGAAGGGGGAGAGGGCACAGGAUGCAACACUUGAGCGAAGGAACCAAGGGCCGGCAAGUGGGAAGCGGGGGUGACGGGGAACGCUGGGGCUCAGACCGAGGCUCCAGAGGCAGCCUCAACGAGCAGAUCGCCCUGGUGCUCCUGCGAUUGCAGGAGGACAUGCAGAAUGUCCUCCAGAGGCUUCACAAACUGGAAACACUAACUGCUUCGCAGGCAAAAUCGUCAACACUGCAGACUCCUAAUCAGACCCCCUCACAGAGACCAUCUUGGUGGCCCUUUGAGAUAUCUCCUGGUGCAUUAACUUUUGCUAUCAUAUGGCCUUUCAUUGCCCAGUGGCUGGUGCAUUUAUAUUAUCAAAGAAGAAGAAGAAAACUGAACUGAAGAAAAAGGUGUUUUACUGAAGAAGACUGCUGGGCCUGGAUGACCUCAGAAUGAAAUGGAUUGUGGUAUUCACAAGAAAGUCUUAGUUUGUGAUGAUUACAUUUCUUUUUGUUGUCCAGUAGUUUGGUUUGUGUACAUAUAUGCAUACAUAUUUUGCACUACACAAAUGAUAACAUUUUAAGGACUAAUGUCACUGAUACUUGAAUAAUCAAUCAAUCUCAACUAGGUUAUAAGUAGCAUACAUAUAUUUACCCUACCCUUGAACUUGAAGAACAUUAAAUUAUUAAUCAUUGUUUGGUAACACGUUUACCUGAUUAUCUCCCGUAGAGAAAUAUAAGCUGCUUUCCCAAGGUACAGUUAUGAUAAUGAGGUCAGAUAGAUUUAUAGGCGGGUAUUUUUAAUUUUGUAAACUAAAAAUGAGAAAGAAUGCAAACCAGGAGUGUUUCAAAUGAGAUUAAAUCAGCGUCCUGUCUUAGUCACUGAAUGGCCAUGUCACAUAGUAUAAAAACUACUGGAAGAAUCUUCUUCAUCUUCACUUUGUGGGUUGCGCAUAAACUUUUUUGGGCAUCCAUAACCUUGAGUUUGGUGUUCAGGCAUCUUAUGUCAUAAGCUUGAUGUUACAAAUGACUCACAGAACGACAUAACCUGCUGAUGGAAAUGAUGAAGAAUGAGCAUAUGCAGGUUUAAAAAAGUGUAUUCUGAGCCUGCAGAUGAGUAACAUGAUUUUUAUUCAGUCAUAUACAUUUAUUUCUUUGUAGUCCUUUUCCUUUAACUGAGGAUAUCUAGGGUCUGCUUCACAGGUGCUUUGAAAUAUAAAAUGAAAACUUAUUUAUACCGUUUUUACAAAGGUCAAAAAGGAAACACAUGAAAAUCACUUUUCUGCAACUGGUGAACAAAACAGACUGGACUCUUAACCUCUUAGUGCCUCAGUUUUUCCUUCGGGUAAUAUUUUAGAUAUACCUACUUUAUAGGGGUACUGGAAGGAUUUGCAAGCUAAUAGGCCAUAUGCUUUCAUAUGAAUAAGGCAUGCCCACGUACUGGAAAUUAGUUCCUCUACCCCACUUCUCACAUUUAAAUCAAAAAGAAGGCUAUAAUUUAGAUCCUUUGAGACUUUUUGGAAAAUCUUUCUUCCUGUAUAUCUUCUAAAUUCCUUGCUCACUUAGAUGUACCUUGUGCUUUGAAGAUUUCUUUGAUUCAAAUGCUUGUAGCAAAUACUUUUUAAGUAGUCUCAAGAUAUAUGAUGUUGGGUUAGCAUCAUGUUUUCAGAAUACUUUAAAUAAGAAGAAAAGAAUUAAUCCAUCUUUAGUAUUAGUUCUUUAUUUGCCUGAAGAAAAAAGUAUGAGAACAUAAUUUGCUUUUUCCAAACUUUUUUUUCUUAUUCUUUUCUUUCAUGUAAUUUGGCGAUAAUUACUUUUUAAUCCUAUCUUGUUUAAAAUUUGUCUAAAGGGAUCUAUUAAUAUUUGUUUUAAAAUAACUGUCCUUUAUUUAGAAAUACAAUAAAGCAAGUAACUAACUUACACAUUAAAGUUUAGACCUGUGGAUCAGAGAUAUUUUCAAAAAUUAGACACAAAUCUGAUGUCAGAAAAGGUGGCUUUUCUCUUAGUAUAUAAACAAACAAAAUGCAAAUUAAGAAUGUAAGCAGUUGUGAAUCAUUAUAGGUGGCCAGAGGUAACUAAAUCCUAGGGGUAAAUAUUUGUAUCCUGUUCCAAAGUCUUAUUUUAUAGUUUAAAAAGCACUUUGCACACAUUUCUUGUAUAUAAAAGUAAAGAUGUAAUUAUAGGGUAUAGUGUUCCUGCUUUGUUUAACAAGAACCUCAUUUUAAAUUUUGAGGUGACAGCUAUGGUAUUUUUUUAAUGAUCAACUUUUUUUCUGUUUCUUUAUUGUAAAACUAAGUUAAAAAUAAAAGGUUAAUGAGAAA